This is a messenger RNA of Durio zibethinus, 816 nucleotides long. RefSeq names its product histone H2B.1-like. Gene Ontology annotation, cellular component: nucleosome. Gene Ontology annotation, molecular function: DNA binding; structural constituent of chromatin; protein heterodimerization activity. The record is from RefSeq and is a predicted model, not a curated record. Lineage: Eukaryota; Viridiplantae; Streptophyta; Magnoliopsida; Malvales; Malvaceae.
AUAUAUAUUCACAUCCCACAUCUUCUCCCUUUCAUUUCCCCGCAACAUUUUCUAUUCGUCGAGACUUUUUUGAAACCAAAUUCCCAAUGGCACCUAAAGCCGAGAAGAAGCCAGCCGAGAAAAAGCCAGCGGAAGAGAAGAAAGCCGAGAAGGCCCCAGCGGAGAAAAAGCCUAGAGCCGAGAAGAAACUCCCCAAAGAAGCCGGCGAUAAGAAGAAGAAGCGAGCCAAGAAGAGCGUGGAAACCUACAAGAUAUACAUCUUCAAGGUUUUGAAGCAAGUGCACCCUGAUAUCGGGAUUUCGAGUAAGGCGAUGGGGAUCAUGAACAGCUUCAUCAACGACAUUUUCGAGAAGCUUGCUCAAGAAGCGUCUAGGCUUGCUCGUUAUAACAAGAAACCUACGAUUACGUCCCGCGAGAUUCAGACGGCUGUUAGGUUGGUUCUGCCUGGAGAGUUGGCCAAGCACGCUGUCUCGGAAGGGACUAAAGCUGUUACCAAGUUUACUAGUUCUUAGGGUUUCGAAAAAUUGGUAUUUUGGGAAAUAUGGUUUUGUUGUAAAAAUUCAUGGUUUCAAUGUCGUUUCUUUUGUGGAUCUCUCUGUAAUUUCAAGAGCUUAAAUGGAAAUCGGAUUAUGUUUUUAAUUUCUUCCUAUAUACACUGUAUAAUUCUCAAUAUUGGGACUUUUUUUUUGUUAAUGUUACAAUUUACUAAGGUACAAGGAAACCUUGCUUUGUUGCAAGAAGUGCAGGCGGCAAACCAUGAAUCAGUAAAUUGAUAAAUGAAUAAGCUUUAUUUAAACUUGGCAAUGUGUAUUAUAC